UCAGAGAUUACGCACCUGCAUAAAUAGUUUGAAGUUGAGAUUUGCAUUUCCUAGUUCCAUUGGAACUUUAGAAACAGUUUAUCCACAAGCCUAUCUAGCUACUUGAGCAUGCACUGGAGCUAGCUUAUACUUUUAUUUGCUUCAGGCAUCGAAGAGACAAAGAAAGGAGGAAAAGUAAAGGCUCCUGCAGGAACAAAGUAACAGGGGUACUACUUAACAAUUUGUUCAACUGUCAAAUCUGAUAUAUCUUGCUUUGCAAUUUUAAUUUGCAUAUGGCUAUACUACUUAAGACCACUACACUCCCUGGUCUACUCCCAAGUUCCAGCUCAGAGCCAAACACACACGCCAUGGCCUCCCCUAAGCUCUUCGUCCUCAUCGGUGUCAUCAUCGGCAUGGUGAUCACUACAACUCCGGCCGCGGCAGCAGAUGGUCGCAUACAUCUCAUCAUAGUGAACAACUGCGCGGAAUCGGUGUGGCCGGGCAUUCUCGCCACCGCCGGCCACGCGACGCCGCAGUCAGGCGGCUUCCACCUCGGCACCGGCGAGGAGACCACCUUCGACGUGCCGGUGGGGUGGUCAGGCCGCGUGUGGCCUCGCCGCGGCUGCUCAUUCGACUCCCGCGGCCUCGGCAGUUGUGCCACUGGAGACUGUGGCGGCGUCCUCCGCUGCGCCGGCGCAGGCGGCGCCAUCCCGGCCACAGUGGUGGAGAUGACCCUGGGCACCCGACAGUCGCCGAUGCAUUUCUAUGACGUGAGCUUGGUUGAUGGGUUCAACGCGCCGGUGUCCAUGACGCCGGUUGGCGGAGGACGCGGAUGCGGCGUGGCAUCGUGCGGGGCAGACCUGAACGUGUGCUGCCCGUCGGCGCUGGAGGUGAGGGACCGGGAAGGGAAGGUGGCGGGGUGCCGGAGCGCGUGCCGGGCCAUGGGCGGCGACAAGUACUGCUGCACGGGGGAGUACGGGACGCCGGCGGCGUGCAAGCCCACCAUAUUCUCGCACCUGUUCAAGGCCAUCUGCCCCAAGGCAUACAGCUACGCCUUCGACGACGCCUCCAGCCUCAACCGCUGCAAGGCCAACCGAUACCUCAUCACAUUCUGCCCACCACAGCCUGAAUGAUCUAUGGAUCUCUAUCAAUAGCUUUAUAUACUUCUGAAUCCAAAACCUGGAUGGACUGCAGCUACAUUUAUUGAGCAUGUUUUUAAGCUAA
This is a messenger RNA of Lolium rigidum, 1203 nucleotides long. RefSeq names its product thaumatin-like protein. The coding region runs from base 273 to 1112 and encodes 279 amino acids. The transcript is spliced from 2 exons. Gene Ontology annotation, cellular component: extracellular region. Lineage: Eukaryota; Viridiplantae; Streptophyta; Magnoliopsida; Poales; Poaceae. The record is from RefSeq and is a predicted model, not a curated record. Gene Ontology annotation, biological process: defense response.